CCAAACACACUCGACCACCUCGAGUCACUCCUGCGACAGCAUCCGCACACCCAGGCAACCUCCCGUGCCGCGUAGAACUACGAAAACGGAGCGCAGCAUCACAGCACAGCACAUUCCACGCACACUCGACACGACGAUGUAUUCCAACCACAAGCACUCUUACGACACGGAGCACGGCUUCUACGGCCACGGCAAGGGCAAGGGCGGCGGCGGCUACGGCGGCGGUCAUGGCGGCUACGGCCGCGGAGGCGGUGGCUACGGCCGCGGCGGCUACGGCGGCGGCUACGGCGGCGGCUACGGCGGCGGCUACGGCGGCGGCUUCGACGACCACCACCCGAUGGACCGCCGCGGCGGCAAGGGCGGCAAGGGCGGCCGCGGCGGCCGCGGCAAGGGCUUCGGCAAGGGCUUCGGCGGCGGCAAGGGCUUCGGCGGUAAAGGCGGCAAGGGCGGCGGCAAGGGCGGCGGCGGCGGUCCCGGCGCCGCGGUCAUGAGCGCGGCGGAGAUCGCCGCGUUCGAGCGCGAUUGGGCCGGCGCGCGUCCCCUCGGCGAAGGCGAUGCCGCGCGCUGGGGCGGGCUCGGCGCGGCGCUCGUCGGGUCCGCGGCCCUCGCCGCCGGCGACAAGGUCCCCGUCCUCGGCGCCGGCGGCGAGACGCUCCGGAACCGCGUCGAGGUCCGCGUCGCCGGCUGCUCCGUGACCGGGCGCCUCCUCGUCAAGUGCAACGGCGUCCCCGACUACAAGCCCCGGAAACUCGAGGACGGCGCCGUCGUCGAGUCGUCCUGGCGGGGCGUCACGCGAGGCGGGCGCUACGACCGCAACCCGAACGCGAUCGUCGAGCAGGAGUACCGCCUGGACAUCCCGCUCGCGCCGCGGCGGCUCGACGCGCCCAUCGAAGCGACGCCGAUGGGGCCCAUCGGCAUCGCCGUGAACGGCGUCCCGCUCUACCAUGGGUCAAUGCAGUUCAGCAACCCCAUGCUGCCCCAGGGCAUGUUCGCCAACCAAGACGAGUCCUUCGACCAAUGCUGCGGGCACGCGGACGGCGCGGGCCGGUACCACUACCACCAGUACCCGCGCUGCGUCGUCGGCGCCUCAGCGUUGGGCCUCGACGCGCCCGACGCGUUGAUCGCGGCGCAAAAGGACGACGCGGACCUCACGGCCGCGCCGCUCGCGAAGGCGCUCCGCGACCAGAUCGCGCGCGGCGAGGCGUCGGGCGCCAUCGGCGUGAGCUUCGACGGCCACCCGAUCAUGGGGCCCGUCGGCGUCUUCGACGGCGUCGUCCGCCUCGCUCGCUCGAGCUACCGGGGGCCCCUCGACGUGUCCCAAGGGAACCCGCCGUACGUCGCCGGCAGCGGCGAUUUGGACGAGUGCAACGGCGCGACGGGCGCCGACGGCGUCUACCGCUACUACGCGACCGUGCGCCUCGAGGACGACGACGUCGUCCCCGCGUUCCCCUACAUGAUCGGCGCGUUCCGCUCCCAGCCCGUGGCCACGAACUUCCCGCCGCACCAGCGGUCCAAGGUCGCGCCCGCGGGCGAAGCCGCCGCCGCGCCGCCCUGCGCGUGCGCCGACAAGUGAAAACGAUCGCCGCCGCUGAGUGGAUCCGCCCGCGCGAACAAAGACCGCGCGCGCGAACGAAAAACGAUCACCGCCGUUGAGCGAAACCGCGAGCGGCGAACCGCCGCAUCGAGCGAACGACGAGCGAACAACCGCCCCACCCCUACCCCCCCUGAAACCCUAGUAUGUUCAUAAGAAAGCCUAGACUCGAGUACGUCAGCGCAUGCUGAGGAUCGCCGAGGGCGCC
Molecule: messenger RNA, 1799 nt
Organism: Aureococcus anophagefferens
Lineage: Eukaryota; Pelagophyceae; Pelagomonadales; Pelagomonadaceae
Product: expressed protein
Exons: 1
Coding region: 137-1573 (478 amino acids)
Source: RefSeq, a predicted model, not a curated record